UAUAUACGGAAGUUGAGUAGGAAGUAUGCGUGUGAAUCAAGCAGAAAAAUAAUCUCGUUUGGUCGUAUCUUAUACCCGACAAAGGGCACAACAAUUGCUAGAGUACAUAUUUCAUUCAUGAUGCACUUUAGUUGAUCCUCUGAUUCUGCUCCAUGUCACGUUUCAUUAUCUGGAGAAACAUUGUCCCUGAAGGAGGACAAGCUUCUUCACAAUGAGUACCCAAGAUGUGUUGAAGAAUGCCUCCACUCUUGCAUCAUACAAUGUCUUACUUCAGGUCAUGUUUCGUGUGCUCACUUUUUUGCUAAACGCUUUUACACUGCGCUUUGUAUCCAAAGAGCUGAUUGGCGUAGUCAACGUUAGGUUGACUCUUCUAUAUUCCACAUUGGUCUUCUUGUCCAGAGAGGCCUUCAGGAGAGCCUGUUUGAGCGGUGGAACAGAUCACAACUGGAGACAAGUCAUCAACCUGCUAUGGCUGACGUUGCCGCUGGGCGUACUGUGGGCUUCCCUCCUGGUGUGUGUGUGGCUGUGGCUCCUGGAGGUUCCCGAUCCUCACACCAUCCCCCACUACGGACCUGCUGUGGGGCUCUUUGCCUUGUCUGCGCUGCAGGAGCUGCUGGCUGAGCCGCUCUGGGUCCUGGCUCAGGCCCACAUGUUUGUCAGAUUGAAAGUGAUUGCUGAGAGCCUGGCCAUGGUGGCGAAGUGCAUUUUGACAGUGGUGCUGGUGGUCUCUGCUCCUCAGUGGGGGCUCUACAUCUUCUCGGCUGCUCAGCUGGUCUACACAGGUUUCCUGGUCCUGUGCUAUGUUGUCUACUUCCUGCGCUUCCUAGGUUCUGAGGAGGCCAACAGCAAAUGUUUCCCCCUCCAGCGUAUGGCAGAUCUGCUGCCUGCCAGAGUGGAAGGAAAGCUGCUGAUUGACUGGACAUUGGCCAGGCUGACAUGGAGCUUUUUCAAGCAGUCCUUUCUGAAGCAGAUUCUGACGGAGGGCGAGCGUUACGUCAUGACCUUCCUCAGUGUGCUGAAUUUUGGGGAGCAGGGAGUGUAUGACAUUGUCAACAACCUGGGAUCCAUGGUGGCCCGCUUCAUCUUCCUGCCCAUCGAGGACAGUUUCUAUGUCUUCUUCGCUAAAGUCCUGACGAGGGGGCAACACAUUAGGCAACAGAAGCAGGAGGAGGUUGCCAUAGCAGCUGAGGUUCUAGAGUGUCUGCUGAAGCUGGUUCUUGUGAUUGGUCUGAUCAUUACAGUGUUUGGCUAUGCAUACUCUCACCUGGCCCUUGACAUCUAUGGGGGAUCUAUGCUGAGCAGUGGUGCAGGGCCCAGUCUGUUACAGUGCUACAGCUGCUAUGUUCUACUUCUGGCCGUUAAUGGAGUGUCGGAGUGCUUUGUCUUUGCUGCUAUGAGUAAAGAAGAGGUUGACAGGUAUAACAUAGUGAUGCUUGCCCUGUCCGUGUCCUUCCUCCUCCUGUCGUACGUGUUGACAUGGUGGGCAGGGGCCAUCGGCUUCAUCCUGGCUAACUGUCUGAACAUGGGCCUGCGUAUCUCACACAGCCUGCUCUACAUCCAUCGCUACUUUCUUUCCAGCCAGUGGAGGCCCCUUCACGGCCUUAAGCCCUCCCCACUUGUAAUGCUGGCCCUGGGUCUCAGCGCGACCCUCACCUCCCUCUCUGAGGGUAUGUUCUGUUGUGAUGGAGGAUGGUUGCUAAGGCUGGCUCACAUCGCCGUGGGAGCUGGGUGUCUUCUUGGUGUACUGGUCACUGUCCUUCUCACAGAGACCAAACUUGUUCAGUUUGUCCAGACCCAGCUGUUACCUCGCUAUGGGAAGAAACACACAUAGUAGACAUAAUCAGAAUGACCAAAGGAUGGAGAAAGCUGAAGACAGUGACUUGUAGAGGAAAGCAGAAACCGCUGCUAUCCAAAUGAACCCUGUCAUGGACUAGUGUGGAAGUCAGAAUGUGAGUCACUGGCAAAACAGUUUCAGCUGGUGUGGUGUGUGUAUGACCAAGCACUGAAAACAUGUUCACCUGCAAAUUACCAUAUUUUGUAACCAAAUGUGUUUUCUGAUUAAUAAACACACACACACACGCAGA
This is a messenger RNA of Esox lucius (northern pike), 2084 nucleotides long. It is a transcript of the gene rft1, whose product is annotated as RFT1 homolog. The transcript has 10 exons. Gene Ontology annotation, cellular component: endoplasmic reticulum membrane. NCBI's taxonomy places the organism in Eukaryota, Metazoa, Chordata, Actinopteri, Esociformes, Esocidae. The coding region runs from base 212 to 1831 and encodes 539 amino acids. Gene Ontology annotation, biological process: glycolipid translocation; dolichol-linked oligosaccharide biosynthetic process. The record is from RefSeq and is a predicted model, not a curated record.